Synchiropus splendidus (mandarinfish) is the source of this 1607-nucleotide messenger RNA. RefSeq names its product transcription factor Adf-1-like. Gene Ontology annotation, molecular function: DNA binding. Gene Ontology annotation, cellular component: transcription regulator complex; nucleus. The record is from RefSeq and is a predicted model, not a curated record. The transcript is spliced from 3 exons. Lineage: Eukaryota; Metazoa; Chordata; Actinopteri; Syngnathiformes; Callionymidae. Bases 540 to 1400 code for a protein of 286 amino acids. Gene Ontology annotation, biological process: regulation of transcription by RNA polymerase II.
CGGGUCUGUAGCUGUAGGUCUAGAGCGGCGGCGCGGCAGCUUGCGGAGAGGGUCCGAAUUUUUAUUGCCUUACUGGGUUUGAACGGAGCCGUUUCACAUGCUGGACACUCCGAGCGUGUGUGCGGGGAAACAUCGUGGCCUCUCGAAAGCAUUGCAAUUCAACCGAAGCGUCACGUCAAACUUCUGGCGGCUGCGCCACGCCAGAAGGGGGUCUCCCUCCGCCAAGUGAAGUGCUUUCUGUAAAGACUGCGGCUGACCCUUUGGGACCGUUUGACUUCAGGAGUGACGCUUUCUUGUUAUGCCAUUUCCCACUGGAGGGACGGUUUGAUUUCCCUGUUUCCAGCGCGACCUCUCAGCAGCAGCGCUGAUCCGAGCGCCUCCGCAGUGGAGACGCAAGGCUUCCAUUUUUGUCGCAGGCGGAGCACGAACGCAACAGCCCAGCGAAGCUCGAGCGGGAGAGGAAGCUGAGCGCGGUGGCAAGUUAUCCUUCAAAAUAAAACAAGCUCGGUCCGUCAAGCGCUCGCAUUGUUGGCCACAUCAUGGAUGAAGAGCGGCUCAUCGAGGAGGUGGAAAGCCACAGCAUCCUUUAUGACACUACACACCCGUUUUAUAAAGACAACGGUCGAAAGGAAAAAGCCUGGGCCGCCAUAGCAGAAGUAAUGGAUGUGGAUCCUGACCUUUGCAAGGCAAAAUGGCGGACACUGAGAGACGGCUUUGUCAAAAGUAGGAAAAAAGCUUCUUCCAACGGCUUGCACAGAGAGUGGAAAUUUAAGGACAUAAUGGCCUUUCUGUCGCCCUACAUACUGCCGAGAAGUUCAAAAGGCAGUCUGGGCGGCUCCUGUGCGGAUGAGGAGAGAUCAGCGACUCCAGUGUCACUGAGUGGAAUGGAGGAGCAGGCCCCUGUUACACCAAGCACACAGACACUUUCUACGGCGCCCCCCGCGGAACCCCCAAGAUCUAGUAGGAGAGACAGGCGUCGGAGGUCCCGCAGCCCGAGGGAUAGGGAGCGGAGUGAAACCAGGAGGCGAGGACUGCAUACCAGCAUAGAGGAGCAGUUUCUCUCAAUCUUACAGGAGUCGGAUGCCAAACCCGAAACUGAGACCGACGAGUGCUAUCAUUUCGCACUUAGUCUGGUGCCACUUUUGGUCAAACUGGACCCAAAUCAGAGGCAUUGGGCGAAAAUAGAAAUGUUGAACACCUUACACAAACUCAAGAGCUCAGCUCCGGGACAGGCCCAAAUGGAGAGCAGUCACGGUCACACACCCCACCAUUUGACACCGCCAAUGGACCACCACCUGGACGUGGAGCUUUCUGGCCAUGUGACAAUCCCCCAGGACCAAACCCCAUCAGGCCAUUCACCCAGAUCAACAACUCCCACUGAGAAAAUGCUCCUCCCUUAGUAAAUAGAUUUCUGUGUGUUACGAUGUUUUUUUACAAACCAGUUAUGGCUGUACUGACAACAUACUUGCAGUAUGGGACUAUUUUACAGCGCGUUUCAUCUGUACAAUUUAGAUAUGCCUCUCAAUAAAUGUUCAACCACAGCAUUGGGAUCAGUGGUUCACUGUGGAUAGAAGUUCAAGCUCACCUCAAUGCGACAGCCAGUCUUU